GAAAAGGGGCGCUACAGGACUCAGAAAGGCGGUAAAUCGGUUCGUGGAACGAGGGCAGCAUGGCAUCCGACAAUACCAAGACGAACCUUAACGGUCAAAAGACCGUCUCCCAGAACGGGGAACCGGCCGUUAAGCGGCCACGGGAGAGUGUCCAUCAGGAGUCUUUGCUCGACAACCAGAAAGAGCCCCGGAACAAAGUGACCGUUGUGCUCGGAGCACAGUGGGGCGACGAGGGCAAGGGAAAAGUAGUGGACUUGCUCGCAAUGGACGCGGAUAUUGUAUGCAGGUGUCAGGGAGGAAACAAUGCGGGUCACACAGUGGUGGUGGACUCAGUGGAGUAUGACUUUCACCUGCUGCCCAGUGGGGUGCUCAACAAGAAGGCUGUGUCCUUCAUUGGCAACGGAGUGGUGAUACACCUGCCUGGUCUGUUUGAGGAGGCUAAGAAGAACCUGCAGAAAGGCAAAGGAUUGCAAGGAUGGGAGGAUAGAUUAAAGAUUUCUGAUCGUGCCCACAUUGUUUUCAACUUCCAUCAAGCUGUUGAUGGAAUCCAGGAGCAGCAGCGACAGCAACAAGAAGGGACAAAUUUGGGAACUACUAAAAAGGGUAUCGGUCCUGCCUACUCCUCCAAAGCUGCUCGCAACGGCCUGCGAGUCUGUGACCUUGUUGCAGAUUUCAAGGUUUUUGAGGACAAGUUUCGAGUGUUGGCAGAACAUUUCCUGGCCAUGUAUCCAAACCUUAACAUUGACAUUGACAGUGAACUGGAGCAGCUGAAGGAAUAUGCUGCGAAACUGCGCCCUCUGGUGACCGAUGGUGUGUACUUCAUGCACACAGCUCUUACUGGACCCAGUAAGAAGAUCCUGGUGGAGGGAGCCAACGCUGCUCUCCUGGAUAUUGACUUCGGGACGUAUCCUUUCGUGACGUCUUCUAACUGCACCGUGGGAGGAGUGUGCACCGGCCUGGGCGUGCCCCCGUCAUACGUCGGCCGAGUAUACGGUGUCGUCAAAGCGUACACCACACGGGUGGGCGUCGGUGCUUUCCCGACAGAGCAGGAUAAUGAGAUCGGGGCGCUGUUGCAGUCCAGGGGGAGAGAGUUUGGUGUGACGACGGGCAGAAGGAGGCGUUGUGGUUGGCUGGACCUGAUUUUGGUCAGAUACGCCCACAUGGUCAACGGCUUCUCUGCAAUUGCUCUAACGAAGUUGGACAUUUUGGACACACUGCCGGAAAUUAAGGUUGGCGUGGCCUACAAAAGUGACGGACAACCUCUGCCGAGUUUCCCUGCAAACAUGGACGUUUUGACGCGGGUGACAGUGGAGUACAAGACGUUGGAAGGCUGGUGCUGCAGCACUGAGGCUGCUCGGAGCUUCGAGGACCUGCCGAAACAGGCACAGGAUUACAUUCAGUUCAUUGAGGACUUCCUGCAAGUGCCGGUGAAAUGGGUUGGAGUCGGCAAGUCCAGAGAGAGCAUGAUCAAACUGUUUUGAUCCCUCCACAGUUUCCACAUCUGUCGCCUUCCUCAGCGACAGCUCAGAUGAUAGCUUCAGGUUUUGACAGGAUUAUCAGAGGAGUUUAAAAUGCAGACUCUAUCCUAAAGGAAAUACUUCACCAGCAAUUCUUUUUGUGAAACUUUUAGUUGCUGCUUGUUCAUCACAUAUACAGUAAUUCUUCAUAGAUAUAAUUUAUGCAUUCCACAUUAGGGUCUCUGUAUUUAUUAGGUUUUUAAUUUUUAAAACCUGGUGUGCAGUCGUUCUUUGUUUCAUUCCACAGUAAAGCACAGUUUUUUUGUUUUUUUGUUUUUUUUUUUAAGCAUUUGAAGCUAAUUAACCUUCAUUGACAUCUGUCAUCUGUUCACCGUGUCUGCUUUUUCUUUUUUGUUUGCAUAUGUUUGAAAAACCAUUGAGGAAGAAGAAGGCUUUGUAUUAAAAGUCAAAAUAAAACAAGAGAUUAUUUUUAGAUUUUGUAAAGAGGUGUAAAAAUGAUUGGGAGCCAUUAUGUGAUCAGUAAGAUUCUAAACAUUUCUGUUACAGUUUUAGACCAAAAGACAAAAACACGAAUGCAUCUGGGUUAUUAAGCUGGUAACACUACUUUCAUAAUGAUUAUUGGAGUGAACAUCAUGCUUUUUUAAAAUCAUCCUCAGAAUCAAGAAAUCAACACUAUGGAAUUCGAGUUAAAUACAUCAUUUCUCUGUGUUUGUGUAGAUGUACAGAAAAUGGUGGGCAGUAGUGCACCAGACCAGAUGACGUGUCCUUCAAUUUGUCGAUACUGUAAAAUACUCUGAUUCAGCUUGGCAUCAUGAAUAAAAGGAAUCUGUAACA
Molecule: messenger RNA, 2312 nt
Organism: Toxotes jaculatrix (banded archerfish)
Lineage: Eukaryota; Metazoa; Chordata; Actinopteri; Toxotidae
Gene: adss2l
Product: adenylosuccinate synthase, like
Exons: 13
Coding region: 60-1481 (473 amino acids)
Biological process (GO): IMP metabolic process; 'de novo' AMP biosynthetic process
Cellular component (GO): cytoplasm
Molecular function (GO): adenylosuccinate synthase activity; GTP binding
Source: RefSeq, a predicted model, not a curated record